AUGGACAACCAGCCCAGUGUUCCUGCCAGCGCUCCUGCUGGCAGCCUGCGUUCCUGCUGGCCAGCCAGCGUUCCUGCCGGCCAGACAGCGUUCCUCCCAGCCAGUCAGCGCUCCUGCCAGCGUUCCUGCCAGCCAACCAAUAUUCCUGCCAGCAAUCCUUCCAGUGUUCUUGCCAGCGUAUAUGCCAGCCAGCCAGCGUUCCUGCCGGCCAGCCAGCGUUCCUGCCAGCGUUCCUGCCAGCCAGCCAGUGUUCCUGCUGGCCAGCCAGCGUUCCUGCUGGCCAGCCAGGGUGUCUGCCAGCGUUCCUGCCAGACUGCCAGCUUCCUCCCAGCGUUACUGCUGGCCAGCCAGUGUUCUGCCAGCAUUGCUGAUAGCGAGUUAUCGUUCCUGCCAGCCAGCCAACAUGCCUGCCAGUAUUCCUCCCAGCAUUCCUGCCAGCCGGCCAGCGUACCUACUGGCCAGCCAGCAUUCCUGCAAGCAUUCCUGCCAGCCAGCCAGCUUUCUUUCCUGCGUUCCUCCCAGCGUUGCUGCCGGACAGCCAGUGUUCCUGCCAGCGUUCCUGCCAGCAUUCCUGGCAUUAUUCCUGCCAGUCAGCCAUCGUUCCUGCAGCGUUCCUGCCAGCCAGCCAGCAUUCCCGCUGGCCCACCAGCGUUCCUGGCAGCGUACCUGCUAGCCAGCCGGCGGUCCUGCCCGUAUUACUGCCAGCGUUCCUGCCAGAUAGCCAGUGUUCCAGCCGGCCAGCCAGCAUUCCUGCCAGUGUUCAUGAUAGCCAGCCAGCGUUCCUGCCGGCCAGCCAGCAUUCCUGCCAGCGUUCUAGCAGGCCAGCCAGGGUUUCUGCUUGCCAGCCAUGGUUCCUGCCAGCGUUUCUGCUGA
Molecule: messenger RNA, 873 nt
Organism: Schistocerca piceifrons (Central American locust)
Lineage: Eukaryota; Metazoa; Arthropoda; Insecta; Orthoptera; Acrididae
Product: transcriptional regulatory protein AlgP-like
Exons: 2
Coding region: 1-873 (290 amino acids)
Source: RefSeq, a predicted model, not a curated record